CUCAUCACUAGCAUUUUGCAAUUAUGUGACCUAUUUCUGAUUCAGCUAGCAUUCUGCAUACACUCUUACAAAGAAACUUCCACUAUAUUACAUCACUUAUUCACUAACUUUUUUCAUUCUUCAAUCAUCUUCUUCAUCAUCAUCAUCAUCAAAUGUUACUAUCUCAUUCAAGAUUUCUAUCUCUUCUUCUGUUCAACUCUUUCUCUCUGUUCAUCUAUCACAUUGUACACAUUCCUGGUAAUGGCCUCUCAUUCUCAUAAUAAGCAUCAUUGUAGUGCUCAUACCAGGCAGUUCAUUAGCAAAUCUUCAUGUGUUGACAGAUCUGCAUUCAUCAAUGAUAGUGAACCUGAUGUUGAAUCAUUGAUUAAGAACUUGAAGAACAUGAUAAUGAAGAAAUUGCCUGUUCUAUGUGUGGCCAGGUCUUCUGCAUUUCUCCCUGUUCUCUCUGUUUCUUUCUCUGCUGUUCUCUCUCAAUCUUCUACACCUGCCCCUGUGUCUGGUUUUCCUGCUUCUACUACUUCUGUUCCUGUGACUCUCACUCUCACUACUUCUGCUCUCUCUGGUUUUACUGCCUCUGCUUUCAUUAUCAGCUCUCUCUUUUUCAAGGAGAUGUUGUGUAGGCUUAAUGAACCAUGUUUGUCAAGAAUUGUUCUUCUUCUUAACAGUAUGAAGAAUAUCUGUGUUUUCAGAAACAGAAAUAUGAAUGUUAUACUCUUUUACACUCACAGAUGUGAGGCUUUUGCUUCAGCAUCAGAGAUCAUUCUAAUCAAAGAUGAUAACACUGCAGAGACUACUCUCUCUCACUCUCAAGCUUCUCUCAUCACUUUCUCUUUCUUCUCUGUGAGAAAGAUUGU
Molecule: messenger RNA, 854 nt
Organism: Blastomyces gilchristii SLH14081
Lineage: Eukaryota; Fungi; Ascomycota; Eurotiomycetes; Onygenales; Ajellomycetaceae
Exons: 6
Source: RefSeq, a predicted model, not a curated record